Messenger RNA from Adineta steineri, 1665 nucleotides. The record is from the annotation of a GenBank genome assembly. Lineage: Eukaryota; Metazoa; Rotifera; Eurotatoria; Adinetida; Adinetidae.
AUGAGUUACUUUUGGCUUUCAAACUAUAUAUUACUUAAAAUAAUUGUAAUCAUUACUGCAACUACCGAUGUUGGACUUCGUACCCAACAAGGAAUAAUCUAUGGUCGACAAACUCAAAGUUCAAUUGAAUAUUUAGGAAUUCAAUAUGCAAAAGCAGAAAGAUGGAAACCACCUAUUGAUCUUGCAUCAGAAAUAUUUUCAAAUGAUUCAUUACAAGCUACAUCAUUUGGACCAUGUUGUCCACAACCAAAAACUGACACCUAUAUUCCUGAACAAGACGAACAAUGUCUCUAUUUAAAUAUUUACAAACCAAUAGUUCCAUCGGAUCAAUCUUCUUUACCCGUUUUCGUUUGGAUUCAUGGUGGUGCACAUGAAAUAGGUUGUUCAUCACAAAGUAUUCCAUUGAUUUAUAAUGGUACGAAUAUGAUUAGUAAUUCACCAUCAGGUCAACCUGUUAUUAUUAUUACAAUUAAUUAUCGAUUAGGAGUAUUAGCAGAUAUGUUUUUAAAAGAAUUAAUUGAAGAAGAUCCAAAAUGGCCAACCGCAGGUAAUUAUAUGUAUUUAGAUAUGUUAUCUGCAUUACGUUGGAUAAAGAAAAAUAUUCGUGAUUAUGGAGGUGAUCCAAAUAAUGUUGCAUUAUUUGGUCAAAGUGCUGGAGGACUUUCUGUGACUGAUCUUGGUGCAGUAAAAGGAUCAACUGGUCUUUAUCGAACAGCAUUAAGUCAAUCUGGUUUAAGUUCACCUGGAACGUAUACAUCUUAUUAUAGUAUGAAUGAUGCUCUUAAUUGUUCUAAUACAAUUGUCCGACGAUUAAAUUGUACGAAUGAAGAUAAACAAAAAGUUCUUUCAUGUAUACGUAAUUCUUCUAUUCAAGAUCUAUAUAAAAUUUAUGGUACUCGUUAUACAAAACCAAUUAUUGAUAAUUAUUUCUUUCCAUUAUAUCCACCAUUAGCAAUUCAGAAUGGACAGUAUAAUAAUAUUAGUCUUAUUAUGGGUAAUAAUGAUUAUGAUCUAACGGUAUGUCUCGAUUAUCCUGAUAUGAAUUAUACUCAAGCACUAGCAUUAAUAAGUCAAUCUGUAGAACAAAAAUGGAUACCAGCACUUGUUGAUUAUUAUCAUUUAAAAAAUUGUUCAUCAAAUCGAAUGGCUAAUAGUAGUCGUUGUUGUAGAAUUGUUCUUUCUAUGGCAACAGAUAAAUUGUUUGAUUGUGAUAUUCGUCGAAUAUUUAAUGCUUUCUAUUCAAAAUAUGGUCCACAAUAUGAACAAGAUAAAUUAUAUUCAUAUCAUCUAAAUUGUUAUCCUCAAUGUCCUAUUGUACCACAAGAAGGUAUAUGUAGACAUUCAGCUGAACUUCCAUUUGUAUUUGGAACUGUUAGUGAUUUUCAUUCACAAGAAUUAUUCAAUUGUACAUGGGAUAAUUCAACACGAGUAUUUUCAAAUGAAAUAAUUGCACAUUGGAUUAAUAUAGCAAGAACAGGAAAACCAUUAAAUCAAUGGCCGAGUUAUGAUCCAUCUUCACCAAAACAUUUUUAUAUUACACCUGAUCAAGGAUUCUUAUCUGAAACAUGGAAUCGAAAUUGUUCAUUUUUCGAUGCAAUCGAACUAGAAGGUGUUCGAAAAACAUUUGGAAAUAAUCAUUACAUUACUAAAGAAACAUUAAAAUAA